Molecule: messenger RNA, 3470 nt
Organism: Phacochoerus africanus (Common warthog)
Lineage: Eukaryota; Metazoa; Chordata; Mammalia; Artiodactyla; Suidae
Gene: SLC38A12
Product: transmembrane protein 104
Exons: 10
Coding region: 190-1680 (496 amino acids)
Source: RefSeq, a predicted model, not a curated record
AGGCGCUGGUGCGGGACAGCUGGCGCCGGCAGCAACCCAGGGGCUGGAGGCGGUGGCCGCGGCGGCUCGGAGCAAGCUGCGCUGCAGGGAGCCGCAGCAGCCGCCGCCACCACCGCCACCAUCACCGCCACCACCACCACCGCACAGAGGGGAGCUUGGCUACCGAGGGACCCUUCUUCACCUUUGGAAAUGGCGGGUGAAAUCACCGAGACCGGAGAGCUCUAUUCUCCCUACGUUGGCCUGGUGUACAUGUUUAACCUCAUCGUGGGCACCGGCGCGCUCACCAUGCCCAAGGCCUUUGCCACCGCUGGGUGGCUCGUCAGCCUGGUCCUGCUGGUGUUCCUGGGCUUCAUGAGCUUUGUGACAACUACCUUUGUGGUGGAGGCCAUGGCGGCGGCCAACGCUCAGCUCCGCUGGAAGAGGAUGGAAAACCACCAGCAGGAGGAAGACGACGACUCCUCCUCCGCCUCCGACAGCGAUGUCCUUAUCCAGAACAACUACGAGCGGGCGGAGAAGCGGCCCAUCCUGUCUGUGCAAAGGCGCGGCUCUCCGAACCUCUUUGAGAUCACAGACCGGGUGGAGAUGGGACAGAUGGCUUCCAUGUUCUUCAAUAAAGUGGGGGUCAACCUGUUCUACUUCUGCAUCAUCAUCUACCUGUACGGGGACCUGGCCAUCUACGCCGCCGCCGUGCCCUUCUCCCUCAUGCAGGUGACCUGCAGCGCCCUGGGCAACGACUCCUGCGGCGUGGAGGCCGACGCCAAGUACAAUGACACAGACCUAUGCUGGGGGCCCCUGCGCCGCGUGGACGCCUACCGCAUCUACUUGGCUGUCUUCACUCUGCUCCUGGGACCCUUCACCUUCUUCGACGUCCAGAAGACCAAGUACCUGCAGAUCCUGACGUCGCUGAUGAGGUGGAUCGCCUUCGCCAUCAUGAUCGUGCUGGCCCUGGUCCGCAUCGGGCAGGGGCGCGGGGAGGGACACCCGCCGCUGGCCGACCUCUCCGGGGUCCGGAACCUGUUCGGGGUGUGCGUCUACUCCUUCAUGUGCCAGCACUCCCUGCCGUCCCUCGUCACCCCCGUGUCCUCCAAGCGCCACCUCACGCGCCUGGUCUUCCUGGACUACGUGCUGAUCCUGGCCUUCUACGGCCUCCUGUCCUUCACGGCCAUCUUCUGCUUCCGCGGCGACAGCCUCCUGGACAUGUACACCCUCAACUUCGCGCGCUGCGACGUCGUGGGCCUGGCGGCCGUGCGCUUCUUCCUGGGCCUCUUCCCCGUCUUCACCAUCAGCACCAACUUCCCCAUCAUCGCCGUGACGCUCCGCAACAACUGGAAGACGCUCUUCCACCGCGAGGGGGGCACGUACCCCUGGGUGGUGGACCGCGUGGUUUUCCCCACCAUCACCCUGCUGCCCCCCGUGCUGGUGGCCUUCUGCACCCACGACCUGGAGUCCCUGGUGGGCAUCACGGGGGCCUACGCGGGCACGGGCAUCCAGUACGUCAUCCCCGCCUUCCUGGUGUACCUCUGCCGCAAGGACACCCAGCUGGCCUUCGGCUACGGGAGCGUCAACAAGCACCGGUCCCCUUUCCGCCACACCUUCUGGGUGGGCUUCGUGCUGCUCUGGGCUUUCUCCUGUUUCUUCUUUGUCACCGCCAACAUUGUCCUCAGCGAGACCAAGCUCUGAUGGCAGGACAAGUCUGGUGACGAGACUUGUCACCAGACCCCACCCUGCCCUCCCCGUGGGCACAGCCAAGAACUAGUGGCCUCCCAGGCAUCCACGGGACACCCAAGGCCCAGGCUCUUGGAGGGGCCCCUCCAGGCCUCCAGCUGGGGAGCUGCCCCCCACCCAGGAUUCCCACAGUCUGCACGACAUCUUGCUCAAGCGGGGUCACCCUCCUCCAGGUCCCCCUGCCUGGGGCUGCCCUCAGCUGGCCAGCCGAGUCCCACCACCACCGGGCACGGAGCUGCUCCCAGCUUCCAGGACUGGUUAUUGGAAUCCAGCCCUCUGCCUUCCCGCGCCCCACCACCCCCAGCACCCAGGGCGGUGGAGACGCAGUGCUGGCACUGCCACUAUUUAUACCAAACACCUGUCCUCCGCAUCCCACCCCCGUCCUGCUCUCCCAGUUCCUCCCACAUCCAGGUCUGGGAAAUUGGCUCCACUGGGGCAACCCCAGACCCUACCUCUCCUCCCCACUGGGCCUGCAGGUGACGACAGGGCUCCUGUCCCUCCAGCCCUGGAGGCGCCAAGUGCCUCUCCCAGGGGAGUGCCUGGCCAGCUGAUGACCAGGACAGGAGGUGCUAAUUGGCACCAGGGUCCUCAGACCAGAGCUUUGAGGUCCCUGCUGUGGGCGCCAGCUCCUGUCUUGGGCCCCUGAUGACUCCAGAGCAGUGGGCGGGCAGGAACAGCCCAUGCACGGGCUUUAAAGCCCAGAGUCUGCCACCCCUGAAAGUGGUCCUUUGCCCUCCCGACUGCCCCACUGGGAUCCUGGGGUCUCCUGCAGCGCAGGGGGACAGCGGAAAAGGGCCACUAGAAGGGAGCCGCCGCCCGGGGCUUAGAAGUGCCCUGGGCAGGUAGCUCAUGAUGUGCCCCCCUCUGAGGGGUCAGGCCCGCCCUGUCCCUGCCCCAACACUAAAGGUGGCGGCUCCCUCUCUAGCUGGGCUCUGGGUGCUCAGCACUCACACUCUCCGUGUCCCGUGGGUGCUGCUGGGUGACGUGGGGCCCCGGCCACCCUUCCCAGUGGAAGGAGGGCCAGGAUCCCUCCUCUGUGGCCCCUCCCCCUCACAACCAUGCACGCACCUGCUGGGCCCGCUGUCCUUGGAAACAGGUGACUAAUGACCUCUCAAUGUGCCUUCUCCUGCGGCAGGACCUGGGGGCGCCUCCUGACCCUCCCCGGUGUGCCGGUGACCCUGGGCCUGAUCCUACCUGUCCUGGAGCCCAGAGCCCCUGGGCCAGGAGCUGCGUCCCUGGUGGGGUCUCCGGCCCUCCCCCUCACUCUAGAUUUCAGUGCCUUGCUCAGCGCUCCGGGGAACCUCUGUCCCGGUCCCCCUGCAUCUCACCCUCUUAGAACUCUGAACAAAGGAGGACGCCAGGUCUCCUGGGGCCCACGGUGGUCUCCAGGGAGGGUGGCGCGGGGGGCAUGCAUGGGAUUUGCAAGAGCUCCAGGAGUCCGGGGGCGGUGGCAGCCCCAGUCUGUGAGAGUCGCGCGUCGUAAUUGGCUGCCAUCUGCUUCCUCACUGUUGCCGCACACCCUCAGUGCUCAGCGCUUGUCCCCGCGCACUGUUCCCGUCCAUCCUCGUGAAAGAACGACGCCUCUUCCCCCCUCCGCCGUCUUCUUCCCAGGAGGUCCUGCCCGGGGUGGGCGGCGCCGGGAAACCUCCCCGGCGGCCCCGCCCCCUGUGGUUCGGACCCUCCCUGGAGCUGCCGGAAUGUUCGCUGAAAACUCAAUUAAAACAUCUGUACUCGCCCUUCUCCAA